AUGGAAGACACUACACAACUCGACGAUGCGCUAUAUCGAGCUUGCAUCACAGCAGACUUGCCACAGGUCAAACGCCUAGUCCAGGAGCAAAAUGCGCAUGUCAACAAGAUUAUCGGUCCCCCUGGCCAGUUGGAUUACGCUUUGAAUCAUGCGGCUAAGACAGGUUCCAUACCUCUGGUGCGCUUCCUGCUCGACCAUGGUGGUGCGACUGUCAAUGCAGCAGCACUGCGAACAGCUGCUUUCGAAGGAGAUCAGCCCAUGUUGCAACUUCUCCUCGAACCCAUCAAAGCUCAGUUGACAACUUCGGGCAUGUCCAGGAAAUGGCGUGGAGAUCUUGCCUCAAUUCUGGUCGGCACAACCAGGAGGGGUCGCAGCGAAACCGCCGAGGUUCUCAAGGUUUUCCGUUCAAGAGUCACAGAGUUCGACAAAGCUGUCGAUUCUGGGCUUCUUGCAGCAUGUGCUGCGGGCGAUAUGCGCUCAGUCAAGUACUUCCUCGGUAUGGGUGCUGAAAACAGAGUCGAAGCCAUAUGCACUGCAGCCGAAUAUCAUCAGUUCGAACCUCUGGAAUAUUUUCUGAACAAUCAUACAUUCGAACCUGAGGAGCUGGUUGAUCCAUUGACUUCGGCAGCUGGUGGCGGACACAUGCCAUCUAUUCUCUUACUCAUUGAACAAGGAGCAGAAGAUGAAACAGGCGCUGCACUGGCUAGAGCUGCGAAGUUCUCUCACACGGAAGUUGUGCGUCACCUUAUCAGCAGAUUCAGAUACACGAAAGACAAACUAUCGACAGGACUUGCGGCAGCAGCUCGGGUUGGCGACACUGGUAUCAUGGAGACACUUAUGAACAGAGGUGCUCACAAGGGUGCUCAUGGCUUUGAAGCACUGACCUUCGCAAUCCAGAGAAGUCAUCUUGCAGCGACAGAACUUUUGGUUCGAGACCUUGCAGCCAGUCAGGCAGAACUUUCGACCGCGCUGGAGAAAGCAAUGUUCAUCUGGCUACGACCUGCACAGAUAUACAAGCCCUAUCUCUCGAGAACCUCCAGUCAUUCUUCCAGGAGCACAAACAGCGAGAUUGAACCAACGAUACCAGAAGUACUAAAAAAUCGAGAAGAGUCUCGAAGACGUAUCGUCGAUGUGCUUCUCGAAGCUGGGGGCCGAUUGUCUGAACUGUAUUAUUGUCGGCUUUUGGAGAUGAUGAUUCUCACUCAGAACCAGUAUGGCGUUGAGCUGCUCCACGACAGCGUCAGGUUCACCACGGUCGAAACGCUACCUGAUGAAUACUUGCUCAGUCUCGCGAUAUAUCACCAACAAGACGACAUGGUGAAUCUUUUGCUCAGCUUCCCUGUGGCGCGCAGACCCGAACCACCCGAACCACCAGAGCCAACAGAGCCAACAGAGCCUAGCAGCGUACAAGCAAUUGCUGAGGACACUCUGGCAUGGGAGUCGAAAGUUUACAACCCAAUCCCUAGCCCACUCAUAUUGGCAGCAAAGUUUCAGAACGAGCAUUGGUGCAGGACACUAAUCCAUCGGGAUGAAACUGACAUUCACGAAUGGUGUUAUUAUAAGCCGAGCAAAAGACUAUUGAGCUUUUAUGGGUCUGACCAAAAGACACAUACGCCAAAGGACGAACAGUAUGAAGAACUUGGCUGUCCAUUUGGGACCGAGGAAAUCCGUGAUUGUGCUCUUUCCAUGGCUGUUCGCUCACGAGAUGUACCCAUCAUCCGUCUUCUUCUCGAAAGCGGUGCAGAUCCCUGGGUGAAUCGACAAGACAUUUCGAUCCUUGAGAAGGCAGCAAGAGAGAACUGCCUACGGGACGUUUUUUUGAUCUUGGAGGAGACCGAUACUAAACUGAACAUCGAUCGUCGAGAAUGGGAUGGCGGCAAGAGCAUGCUGCACUGGGCUGCGAUAUAUGGUAACGGUGACUUGGUUGACUUGUUUUGUAAGAAGGGAGCCACUCUCGAUCUUACCGACGCGUUGCACAGAACGCCAUUGCAUCUCGCUGUGGCCGUAGGAAACAUCGAGACGGUCAAGGGUUUGCUAUGGGCUGGAGCCAGGACAUCACUCAGAGAUGUGGAUGACUACUUGUGCGCGGAUGAGCUUGCCGCGAAGCUAGCUCAAGAAGCUUCAUGGGCUGAUCCAUUGCGAGCAGUCAGAUUCGAAAUCAGUCGAUUCCUGGAUGACUGGGUGAAGAACGACAUGGACAACCUCGAUGCUGCUAACAUCCGACGAGAGUCAGAAGCAACUGAAAAAAGGGCUAAGGUGGAAGAGACCUCACAGUCAGUGGGAGAUGAUUUACUGGACCAUUUCAGCGAUGAGGACAGCGUGCAUUGGAGUGAUGACGAGUAG
Messenger RNA from Aureobasidium melanogenum CBS 110374, 2343 nucleotides. RefSeq names its product ankyrin. Lineage: Eukaryota; Fungi; Ascomycota; Dothideomycetes; Dothideales; Saccotheciaceae. Gene Ontology annotation, molecular function: protein binding. Bases 1 to 2343 code for a protein of 780 amino acids. The transcript has a single exon. The record is from RefSeq and is a predicted model, not a curated record.